CUGCCAACGCGAGCGGUACAAUUAAGACGAGAUGCAUUCUCUAACAAGCAAAUUGCUGUUGUUGUUUGCGGUAUUCACUUGGAGAGCUGAUGUGUUGGUCGUGCAAUGUUUGGAUCUGCAGACAGAACUGGAGCGGUUAAAAGCAAUAGCACAGGCCCUCUUAGCUGCCUCGAUGUCCCAAUCCGAGGCCGGAGCCUCGACCCCAUCCGAGAACGUGACCACACCGGGACCGGGGCUCAUGCAAACCAUGAACAUUUGCGAUGGCCACCAGGAGACGCUCAGGUGUGACGAAGGGUUUGCCAUUAAGAUUAAUGACGCAUUUUACGGAAGGGAUGACGAGGCCUGCGUACCAUCUAACUCCAGUAAUCUGGAAAACUGCGGCGCCCCUGGUGUUGCCAGUGCUUUAAUUGGGAAAUAUUGCCAAAAUUCUGGGAACGAAUGCACCAUUGCAGCUUUACCCAGUGCCGUCACCAAUCUGACCGCGGGUGAUUUCGGGAACUGCACUAUGGGGGAUCCCCUGUACCUGCGAGUGAAUUAUACCUGUGAACCCGUCCCUACUGGUAACCCAGGUAUCCCGUCAUGCACCACAGAGCACGAGGGUUACAUUCCAAACGGUAUCUUGCUGAAGGACGGGGUGCAGAUGGAGGAAUGUAAGCAGCAGUGUGAUUCGAUAGCGAGCUGCAUGGCCGUCAGUUAUUUCACCAAUGGCGGCGUCUGUAACAUGCACACCGCGGACACCGCCUGUGGCAGCCUCGUGAUGAGUGCCGGUGCCCUUCAUUAUAAAAGAAUUAUAUGCGGUGACUCUAUCCCUAGUUCCUUCGAGUCAGCCCUCAUAGGUGCGCGUUCCUACGGCGGGAUUAAGGUAGCCAACCAGACGUGCCCGGAGCCCUGUCUGCGGGCCUGUGAGGCUAUCCCAGAGUGUCGGGCGGUCGGCUUCGACUUAAACACUCGAGAAUGUCAUAUGUAUACGAGCCCAAUGGAAGCUUGCGGGACCACGUAUGUUGCCUCUCACUGGGCGUUCUACAAGGGGAGGAACUGCCCCCGUGUAGCUGGCACCCCACCUGGUUGUACACCUGCACAGCCCUAGCCUUAAGUCCGGAGGGCUGGGCGCCAUGAUGGAAUACAGAGACUAAGGAAAGACCCCGAGGUGGGCGAUGUUGGUAGCUUGAUUGCCUGUGUUUUAGUUUUCUGUCCGUCAUCUCCGUGUA
Lingula anatina is the source of this 1208-nucleotide messenger RNA. RefSeq lists its product as uncharacterized. Gene Ontology annotation, molecular function: carbohydrate binding. Lineage: Eukaryota; Metazoa; Brachiopoda; Lingulata; Lingulida; Lingulidae. The record is from RefSeq and is a predicted model, not a curated record.